Molecule: messenger RNA, 780 nt
Organism: Linum tenue
Lineage: Eukaryota; Viridiplantae; Streptophyta; Magnoliopsida; Malpighiales; Linaceae
Source: the annotation of a GenBank genome assembly
UUGGGGCCUCACCGUGGGUCUUGUCGUGUUGAUGUUGGAUUUGGUCUGUUCAGGAUUGUCUUCUCGACUAAGCCUGAUCGUGACCGGGCUCUGGAAAAGCAGCCCUGGCCAUUCCGGAAGUACUUGCUCAACCUUCAGGCGUGGGUAGCCCCGACCCAAGCGAUGUACGAUCGAAUGGCCUCAAUGGCAUUCUGGGUUCAACUCAGGGGCGUCCCUCAUGACUAUUCCACUAUUUACUUCGGUCGGGAACUGCUGCAGCAACUGGGGGAGGUUUUGGACAUUGGCCUCUUUGGCUCGCGUACUUCUACUGGUUAUUUCCUCAAAGUCAAGUUAAUUCUGGACGUCACUAUCCCCUUCCGCGGGCGUCUGAUGGCUGAAUCAGGGGAUUCUUGUUCUCAGGGGAUUCUAGCCGGUUCUGGGUGUAUCUAUGUUAUGAACGGCUCCCACCGUGUUGGGUCUCCCUGCUACGGGGGUUGGAUCCUCUAUCCCGCGGUCUCCCAGUUCGGUCGGCUCUACCUCGCCACCGUGCGUUCCGAAGGCGGAACACAUAACCCGCCGGCUUCUCGCGGCAAGCAGCUUCUCCUUGAGUAUCCGCCAUCUCCACCUACUAAAUAUGUAUGUGCCCUGCGCAUUGGAAUAUCUGAGGACGACCUGCUUGUGGAUCGGAAACGUCUGGUUGUUGAUAUGGAAUCUGAGGGUUCGCCGACUGGUCCGCUUGCUCCGGCAGACAAAAAGACGCGCCGCUCCUUGGCAUUCUCGGCGGAUGUUGAUGCUGCUUGA